Molecule: messenger RNA, 598 nt
Organism: Salvelinus sp. IW2-2015
Lineage: Eukaryota; Metazoa; Chordata; Actinopteri; Salmoniformes; Salmonidae
Product: guanine nucleotide-binding protein G(o) subunit alpha-like
Exons: 2
Coding region: 5-274 (89 amino acids)
Biological process (GO): adenylate cyclase-modulating G protein-coupled receptor signaling pathway
Cellular component (GO): heterotrimeric G-protein complex
Molecular function (GO): guanyl nucleotide binding; G protein-coupled receptor binding; G-protein beta/gamma-subunit complex binding
Source: RefSeq, a predicted model, not a curated record
GUUAAUGAACAAAAGUGACCUCUUCCAGGAGAAGAUCUUAAACUCAGGAAGGCACUUGCGACUCUACUUCCCUAGUUACAAAGGAGCCGACUGGGACGUGGAUGCUGCCUCACGUCACAUCACUGCCAUGUUUGUGGCCUGCAACAAGACCCCCAACAAGCUUGUCUUCAACCACUACACCACCGCCACGGACACCCACAACGUACGGGUGGUCUUCCACGUCGUCAUGGACACCAUCGUCAAGGAGAACUUGGAGGCGGUCCCGUUGCUAUAAGACCUGACCUGGGUGCAUUUGACUGCAUCAGUGCCUUGACACUUUCUAGAUUUUAUUGAUGGAUAUUUGUUUUUAUAUAAUUUAACAUAGUAAAUAUUACAUAACUACAGACAACUGUCAUUGUGUUUUGUGCAUUUAUUUUUACUGUUAUGAGCUGUAAAACCAACUUAAUUUAGGUGCUCAGGACAUUUUUAUUGUCAUCAUGGAUUUAAAGGACUGAGCUCAGUUAAUAUGGAUGGACAUUCCUCAUUUUGACUUUUUUUCAAUAAUCAUGUUGGUGUUGACAUUAAGUGUUUUAAUUCAAUAAAAUAAUGUACAGGCCUA